AUGGGGGUCCAGGAUACGCUUUUCCGCUCCAGUGACAUGUCACUGGUGCAGUUGUAUGUGGCUACGGAGAUUGGACGGGAAGUUGUAUCUGCCCUCGGCGAACUCGGGAACAUCCAGUUUCGCGAUCUAAAUUCGGAUACAAAUGCCUUCCAACGGACCUUCACUAAAGAGAUCCGGCGGCUCGACAACGUUGAACGACAGCUACGUUUUUUUGCGACGCAGAUGGAAAAAGCAGGAGUCACCGUACGACCGAUCCCACGAAACGAGAAUGUUACCGCAGCUCCCUCUGCCCACGAAAUCGACGACCUCGCCGAUCGAUGUGAACAACUCGAAAAACGAGUCUCAGAGUUAAAUGAGAGCCAUGAGACUCUACAGAAACGCUGGGUAGAAUUAAUUGAGUGGAGGGCUGUUCUAAGGGAGGCGGGAUCUGUAUUCGAGCAUGCUUACGGUCAGGUCGAGGAAAUACGACAAACUGGUGAAGAUGAUGACACUGCGCCCCUUCUUGACAACGAUAUGGAACAGAAUGUGCACCAAGCGGGCGAACAGCAGUCAUUCUCUGUCAUGAAUAUUGGGUUUGUUGCAGGUGUUAUUUCACGGGACCGAAUCAAUGCCUUCGAGCGCAUUCUCUGGAGGACUCUCAGGGGAAACCUCUACAUGAACCAAUCGGAGAUGGCAGAUAAAAUCGCCGAUCCCCAGACCGGCGAAGAAACUGAUAAGAAUGUCUUCGUCAUCUUCGCUCACGGAAAAGAAAUUGUCUCGAAGAUUAGGAAGAUUUCGGAGAGCUUGGGAGCAGAUCUCUACCAGGUUGACGAAGAUACCAAUAAUCGUCGUGAUCAAAUUCUUGAAGUCAACCAAAGAAUCGAGGAUUUGAAUUCCGUUCUCCAAAACACAAAGCUCACAUUGAAGGCGGAACUUAGGAUGAUCGCCGCUCAGCUGGCGAGCUGGAUGGUCGUAGUAAAAAAGGAAAAGGCUGUUUACGAGGCCCUAAACAAGUUCAAUUACGAUCAAGCUCGAAAGGUUUUGGUCGCAGAGGGAUGGUGCCCAAAGAGCGGGCUUCCUUUAGUCCAACAUACUCUCCGCGAAGUCAACGCCCGCGCGGGAUUGCAAAUGCCUUCUAUAAUCAACGAGCUGCAGACGAGCAAAACUCCGCCGACCCACUUCAAAACGAACAAGUUCACAGUUGCCUUUCAGGGCAUCAUCAAUGCGUACGGCACUGCAAAAUACCAGGAAGUCAACCCCGGGUUGCAAACCCUUGUGACCUUUCCCUUCUUGUUUGCUGUGAUGUUUGGAGACCUUGGACAUGGAUUUUUCCUGGUCCUGGCAGCUGUUCUUAUGAUUCUCAAUGAGAAGCACUUGGACGGCCGAAAAAUCCAGGAAAUCUUUGAUAUGGCGUACUACGGUCGGUACCUCAUGUUGAUGAUGGGUUUAUUCUCACUUUUUACCGGUCUACUAUAUAAUGAUAUAUUCUCGAAGCCGCUCUUCAUAUUCCCCUCUAUGUGGGAAUACUCGGUACCCGAAGACUGGAAGGAGGGAAUGAAGGUUACAGCCCAUAGAGUCGAGGGUUAUACAUAUCCAUUUGGUGUCGACUGGAAAUGGCAUAGCGCAGAAAACAACCUUCUCUUCACAAACUCCUUUAAAAUGAAGCUCAGUAUUAUAUUAGGUUGGGCGCAUAUGACUUAUUCGCUCUGCAAUGUUUACGUCAACGCCAAAUUCUUUCGGAAACCGAUCGAUAUCUGGGGUAACUUCCUGCCCAGUAUGCUGUUUAUGCAGUCCAUUUUCGGAUACCUCGUGGUCACUAUCAUCUACAAAUGGUCUGUUAACUGGCAAGCAAGUGGAGCACAGCCACCCAGUAUUUUGAAUAUGUUAAUCAAUAUGUUCCUCAGCCCUGGCAAUAUCACCGAUAGGCUAUAUGCCGGGCAAGAAGUCGUACAGACUAUUCUUAUCAUGAUUGCAGCAGUUUGCGUUCCAUGGCUUCUUCUCUCGAAACCUUUAUAUCUAAGAUGGGAAAACAAAAAACAUCGGGCUCUAGGCUACAGAGGGCUAGGGGAACACAGCAGAGUUAGCGCUUUGGAUGACGAGGGCCGGGAUAGCGCUGAUGGGAAUGGACAUACGUUAGGAAGAGAGAGCGCAGAUUACGAUGGUACCGCGGUGGCGCUUGUUGCUGAGGAUAUCGAUGGUGAGGAAGAGGAGGAGUUCGAUUUUGGGGAAGAAAUGAUCCAUCAAAUUAUCCACACUAUUGAGUUUUGCUUGAACUGCGUAUCGCACACCGCUAGCUACCUCCGGCUCUGGGCCUUAUCCCUAGCACACGCACAGUUGAGUCAAGUUAUGUGGACUAUGACUCUCGCGAAUGGGUUCGCCGGGUCGGGCACGUUAGGUGUUAUCAUGGUGGUGGUUACAUUUUAUAUGUGGUUUAAUCUGACGAUUGGUGUACUCGUCAUCAUGGAAGGCACUGGUGCUAUGCUCCACAGUUUGCGUCUUGCAUGGGUUGAGAGUAUGAGCAAAUACUUUGUGGGUGAAGGUAUACCAUUCGAACCAUUCAGUUUUGAGCUUCUAUUAGAAGAGGAAUAG
This is a messenger RNA of Orbilia oligospora ATCC 24927, 2568 nucleotides long. RefSeq lists its product as uncharacterized. The record is from RefSeq and is a predicted model, not a curated record. The transcript has 5 exons. Gene Ontology annotation, cellular component: vacuolar proton-transporting V-type ATPase, V0 domain; vacuolar proton-transporting V-type ATPase complex; fungal-type vacuole membrane. Lineage: Eukaryota; Fungi; Ascomycota; Orbiliomycetes; Orbiliales; Orbiliaceae. Bases 1 to 2568 code for a protein of 855 amino acids. Gene Ontology annotation, molecular function: proton-transporting ATPase activity, rotational mechanism; ATPase binding. Gene Ontology annotation, biological process: vacuolar acidification; proton transmembrane transport.